Molecule: messenger RNA, 3286 nt
Organism: Xiphophorus maculatus (southern platyfish)
Lineage: Eukaryota; Metazoa; Chordata; Actinopteri; Cyprinodontiformes; Poeciliidae
Product: claudin-4-like
Exons: 1
Coding region: 1742-2425 (227 amino acids)
Biological process (GO): bicellular tight junction assembly; cell adhesion
Cellular component (GO): plasma membrane; bicellular tight junction
Molecular function (GO): structural molecule activity
Source: RefSeq, a predicted model, not a curated record
ACGCUCCAAUCUGAUCAAUAACAGGUGAUUUACAGCUUUUAACAAAAGCUGUAAAUAAAGACCAAAACAAAACUACUUGUCGUUUAGUCGCAACAGCUCCCCCUGCUGCUUAGCGUUAGGAAUUGCUGGAACUGAACGUUUUACUUGCUACGUACUGGUACUAAAAUCAAUAUUCUGAAGACAAAUACAUGUCCAUAUUAUUCUUAUAAACACUUUAAAACUAUAGAAAAAUGAAGCUCAAGGAAUUUCAAUAAUUACUUUGUUCAUGUUGCUUCAAUGUUGACCAGAGAUUAUUGUUCCUGAAGACAUAACUGGUAAUAUUCCACUGACCUGUUAUCACUACUUUAAUGUCUGCAUGUUGCGUUAAAUUGAUGCCAUUUAAAUGAAGAGAAAUUUUACAGCAAAGUUUUAACUGAGAUAAACUCAAAGAAAUGAUGAAAGUUCUGGAUUUCAAACAGAUACUCAGCAGCAAAGCAAAUUAAAAAAUACCAGAAAAAUUAAUGGAUUGAUAAAUCCAAUAAUUCAUAUAAUUUCCAACAAACAGGUCAGAAUGUAUUUCUAGUAUUUUUAGUGUAUGUUGAAAUUCAAAGCAGAUAUUUCAGAAAAAAAGAGUAAAAAACUGCAUUUGUUAUUAAAUCUAUAUUUAGAAACAUUAGUUGGUUCAUAAACCUUUUAUAGUUACACAUUUUUCUGGUGAUAAAUUUUCCCAUAAGUUAUUGACAUAAAGGAUAAUAUUGUUGUUUUGAGACCAUUUUCCAGUAAUGUAAUAAAGCAAGAACAGAUUCUCACAGAUCAGUAAACUUUAAAUUCUCAUAAACAUUUAACAGUGGAACUGAAAAAUAAAUAAACAUCAAAUAAAAUGAAUUAUGAAGUUUAUGGAAACUAAUUUAUCCUUCAAAAAACUAAAAAUUUUAAUUAUUCAGGAAAAAACAAAACAAUCCCAGAAAUAAAUCCAGUUGACCUCUGGCAGAAGGUCACACACACACACACACACACACACACACACACACACACACACACACACACACACACACACACACACACAGAGGUGUCUAGUUCUGAGAGUGAGUCUCUAUGUGACUCACUCUCAGAACCAGAACCCUGGAUCUGGGGAACGUUGAAUAUUUCGCUGGAGAAACAAAAAGCCCCUUCCUUUCUGCUGUCCGUUUAUCGUCUCCGGUUGCCAUGGCCACGGUUACCGAGGAGCCGGCCGGCAACCGGAGAAAGGAAACCCGAGCAGCAGAACCUGGAAGCCUCCAUCUUUAAUUCAUGGAGCGAAUGUUUAUCAGCAGCUCCGGGUCCGUGUUUCCAGACCCAAUCCGUCCGUCCAGCCGUCUGAAGCCCGUCUGACCCGUCUGGGCUCGGCGCCGGGGGAGGGGUGGCUCUCCGUUCAGACCGACUCUUUGUUCCCAGCAGACCCUCCAGCUGCAGUCGGCUCCGUCCAGGAUCUGGAAAACCGGGAAUUUCUUCAGCAGGACUGACUCUGGACCCUGAAGCCGGCGGUUCUGACCCGGAUCGAGGCCGGACCGCAGCCCGGUUUCACUGUUGGAGCGACAACAGCGGGUCGGAUCAGUUUCUGUCACCCGAGCAGCAGACAGGCGGAUCAGGGUUCUGACCGGGGCCGGGAUGUCCGGACGGGUCCGGAAGAGAACCUGAACAUGGCCGCCUGCGGACCGUAGAGCAGCCAGCAGAACCAGUCCGACCAGAGUUCCCAGCAGACGUUCCAGAAGAGUCCGUUGCCAUGGUGAACACGGGGAUGCAGCUGAUCAGCUUCACCUGCGCGGUGACGGGCUGGAUCAUGGCCAUUGCCGUGACGGCGCUGCCGCAGUGGAAGGUGUCGGCGUUCAUCGGGAACAACAUCCUGACGUCGGAGAUGAAGUGGGAGGGAAUCUGGAUGAACUGCGUGUACCAGACCACCGGACACAUGCAGUGCAAGACCUACGACUCCAUGCUGGCGCUGCCGCCCGACAUCCAGGCGGCGCGCGCCCUCAUGUGCCUCGCCAUCUUCAUGGGCUGGCUGUCCUGCACCGUGUCCUGCUGCGGCAUGAAGUGCACCACCUGCGCCGGCGACGACCGCCGCGCCAAGGCCGGCAUCGCGCUGGCCGGCGGCGUCCUCUUCAUCCUGACGGGGCUGUGCGUCCUCAUCCCCGUCUCCUGGACCGCCAACACCGUGGUGCAGGACUUCUACAACCCAAACGUUCCCGUCAUGCACAAGCGGGAGCUGGGCCAGGCCAUCUACCUGGGCUGGGCCGCCGCCGUCAUCCUGAUGAUCAGCGGCGCCGUCCUGAGCAGCACCUGCCCUCUGAUGGAGCGCGGCGGCCGCUACCGCCGAGGGUACAUCGGCAGGAGCUUCGCCAACUCGCCGGCGCCAGAGCCGCCGAAGCCCAUCGCCUCCAACAGCCUACCGAUGAAGGAGUACGUGUAGCAGGAGGAGGAGGAGGAGAUCUUCCUCACGCUGCUAAAACACAAACCCUCACCAAGUGAUUUCGUCUCGUUCUUUGAUUCUCUGGGAUUAAAAUUGAACCAACUUCCAACUCCGUUUGUCACAAUAACAAAUUAUAUGAUAAAUUAUCCCGAUAAACAAUAAAUCUAUUAACCACUUGACAAAUUAAAACGACAAGUAAUUUUUAUUUGCUUGGUUUUUCUCUUUCUACUUGAAACUGGAUGAUAAAAUUCUUCAGUUUGGUGUUUUUUUAAUAAUUGAUUUUAUUUGUUUUGUUUAUGUAUUAUGAAUAUUUAAAUCGUCAUCCAGCUCCACUGUUGAAUGUUUGUUGGAGUUUAAAGUGUAUUUGUCUCUCAGAGUGUGUUCUUGCAUUAUUUUUCUGUAAUUUUAUAACAAUAUUAUCGUUUAUCACAAUAACUUCUGGGAUAAUUUAUCGUCCAGUAAGAUGUGUUAUUGUGACAGACCAUUUCUAAGUUAAAUAACUGAUAAAUUAACUUUAAUUUUAUUAAAAUAACACUAAAGACUUGAACUGUUCAAUAUUCAAAAUAAAAACAAAACAACCAAAAACAAUAAAUAAACAAAUGGAUUAAACAAAACUGCAUCAUUUCCAUCAGAAUGGAAAUGAUUAUAAUUUAUGAUGCGACUGAUUGAGAAUCUGGACAGAAAUUCUUGGUAAUAUUUGUGUUUUUGCAGUGAGUCGUGAUCGUUUCCUGGUUCCUGAUCAGUUUCCUGGUUCCUGAUCCGUUUCUCUGGUUCCUGAUCCGUUUCUCUGGUUUGUGUUCAGUUCUUAUUCCUGAUGUGUCAGCGUGUGCUGUGGUCCAAUAAAACCAACUUAGACCUGAA